AUGGCGACUCCCAUGCAUCGUCUCAUAGCCCGGAGACAAGCUGAAGCAAAUAAGCAACAUGUAAGAUGUCAGAAAUGCUUGGAAUUUGGACAUUGGACUUAUGAAUGUACAGGAAAAAGAAAGUACCUACAUAGGCCUUCAAGAACAGCAGAACUAAAGAAAGCUUUAAAAGAAAAAGAAAACAGAUUAUUAUUACAACAAAGCAUUGGAGAAGCUAAUGUAGAAAGAAAGACCAAGAAGAAAAGGUCUAAGAGCGUAACCAGUUCCAGUAGCAAUAGCAGCGACAGUUCAGCCAGUGAUUCUUCAUCAGAGAGUGAAGAGACGUCUACCUCAUCUUCCUCAGAGGACAGUGACUCUGAUGAAAGCUCCUCCAGUUCAUCAUCUUCUGCCUCCUCCACAAGCUCCUCCUCAUCCUCUGAUUCAGACUCAGAUUCCAGCUCUUCCAGUAGUAGCAGCACCAGCACAGAUAGUAGUUCUGACGAUGAACCACCAAAGAAGAAGAAAAAAAAAUAGA
Messenger RNA from Budorcas taxicolor (takin), 514 nucleotides. It is a transcript of the gene ZCCHC10, whose product is annotated as zinc finger CCHC-type containing 10. The transcript has 4 exons. Gene Ontology annotation, molecular function: nucleic acid binding; zinc ion binding. The coding region runs from base 1 to 513 and encodes 170 amino acids. Lineage: Eukaryota; Metazoa; Chordata; Mammalia; Artiodactyla; Bovidae. The record is from RefSeq and is a predicted model, not a curated record.